GUCACAUGCUCCUGGAAUUCUAAAAUUUUAAAUAAUUGGGGUCUGGGGACCUCACUGCAGCAAGCUAAUCGGUUCCAAGAUUCAUUUGGGAGUCUCUGGAUCAAGGCCAUUAAUGUGCAAAUGGCACCAGGAGGCAGUUCGUGGUCAUGACAGCCAGGACCCCAAAGAGGCGGGGAGUCAGGAAGGAGCCGCCCAUCCCUGAUCCCUUAAGGCCUGGAGUUUUUAGUCACUGGUCCUGCGUACCUGGGUGUUUCGUUGAGUUUUGAAGGUUCAAGACUGCGGGAUUCAUUUGGGGCAGAGGAGGGACGAGGCCUGCUCCCAUCUGAGGCACCCCGGUAAAAUCAGCCUGACACAGGGGCCAGGGACAGAUGUCUCUGGACCAGGCGAGCCGCUCAGUUCCAAGAUUCAUUUGGGAGUCACUGGAUCAUGGCCGCUGAUGCUCUGAUUUCUUACCCCUGUGUCUUCACCGUGUUUGUCAUCGGCAACAGUGAGGACGGUGAGCCGGGCUGAGGAACUGACCCGGUAUGGCAGGUUCCCAGAGUUCUCAGCAGGAGAAAAGCGAUUUUCAAGCUGGUUUUGGCUGAUGAUGGGUAGAGUGGACACCAGUAGAAACCGAGUUUCCUCGGGAGGGUGAGGAUGGCAGUGGCCUUCGCUGUGCCCAGGUGGGGAACACAGGGGGGUCCAGAGAAGGGUAUAUCAGCCCAAGAAGGGAAGACUGGGAGGAGACUCCAGAGUGAACUUGCCGUCCUGAGUGUGGGUCUGUGGGGCAGGUGGCCUGGCCUGCGCCAGUGCUGCAUUGAGUCCCCAGCACCACGGACAGCCCCAACCACCUCCCCACCCCCACUCCCCCACUCCUGCCCAAAUCAGAAGCUGCUGGAGGAUGCAGGUGGCUCAAGGCUGGUGCCCCAGGUUGCAAGUCCAUCCCAGCAACACAUUGUCCCCCAAGCAUUGCCCAGGGGGCCAUCACACAUAAGGGCUGGAGCCAUAGUCCAGCAGGGGGGGCGUCUGCCUGGCACACGGCUGAUCUGGAUUCGCUCCCCGGCAUCCGUAUGGUCCCCCAAGCACCCCCAAGAGUGAUCCCUGAACGCAGAGCCAGGGGGCUAGAGGGGAUGCCGAGGGUCAAAGCUGGCUUGGCCACGUGCACAGCAGGCGCCCUACCCACUGUCCUGUCUCUCCGGCUUCAGCCUCUGCUCCCCUUUCCCCUCUCGUUUGUUUGGUUGGUUUUAGAGUGGCCCACCCAGUGAUGCUCAGGGGUUACUCCUGACUCAGCAUUCAGGAAUUACUCCUGGCAGAGUCAGGGGACAUAUGGGAUGCCAAGGGUAGAACACGGAUCGGUUGCUUACAAGGCCAGCGCCUACCUGCUGCACUGUCCCUCUGACCCCCAUGAAUAACCUUCUUCUUAAGAAGAAAAAGAUAGGACAGGGGCUGGAGCGAUAGCACAGCAGGUAGGGCAUUUGCCUUGCACGCGGCCAACCCGAAUUCGAUUCCCAGCAUCCCAUAUGGUCCCCUGAGCACCGCCAGGAGUAAUUCCUGAGUGCAGAGCCAGGAAUAACCCCUGUGCAAUGCCAGGUGUGACCCAAAAAGGCAAAAAAAUGAAGAAGAGCAAAAGCCAGACUGACACAGUUGUGCGGGGAUGGUCUCAGGGAACACUUUUCCCCAGGGCUCUCCCAGGCAGUGCUCAGAAAGCCUGGAGGCCUCUUGCAGUAACACUCGGUGAGGCCCAGUGGCUUGAGCAGGUGGAGCUGCUCGCCAGGGCUGGGCACACAUUUUGCACCCAGCCUAACCUCAGAGAACAUUUUAAGGACACCUCCACGCCAGACCCUGUGGGCUUGGGGAAAGUGUCUCAAAUAAUGCUCACCCAAGGAAGGUCUGUCACUGUCAUCCCAUUGCUCAUUGAUUUGCUCAAGCGGGCACCAGUAACGUCUCCAUUGUGAGACUUGUUGUUACUGUCUUUGGCGUGUCAAACACACCACGGGUAGCUUGUCGGUCUCUCCGAGAGGGGCGGAGGAAUCGAACCCAGGUCAGCUGCAUGCAAGGCGAACACCCUACCACUGAGCUAUCGCUCCAGCCCCCAAGGAAGGUACUUUUUAUUUAUUUUUGGUUUGGGGGUUGGGCCCGGCUGUCCUCGGGACUUAGUCCUGGCUCUGUGCUCAGGGGGUCCCUCCUGCCAGGGCUCGAGAGACCAUAUGAGAUGCCAGGGACCGAACCCGGGUCAGCCAGUGUAAGGCAAGCACCCUACCCGCUGCCCUGUCUCCAGCCCCGGAAGGUGCCUUGUCUGUGUUUUAGGUGGAGAAACAAGGCCGAGAGGGUAGCGUGCCCGGGCUGACUCGUAGGCCCUGUCUCAUGGCCCUCUGAUGCUGAGAAAGCCCGGCUACCGCCCCAGCGUCCUUGGCAAGACUCGUCAUGAAAAGUCACGGCUGGUUUUCCUGAAGGCAGGAGGAGUCCAGCAGAAUGAACCCAUCAGGUGUGGAGAGGUCGUCAGAGAAAGCCCGAUUUUCAGGGACAUCUUGGUCCCAGGGCCUGUGGAUCUGCGCUGUAGCCCACCCUUCCAAGCCAGACACAACCCCUCUGUUCCUGAGAAAUGAAGCGCCGGCUUGGCAGUGAGGCACCGUGGCCACAGGGUGGCAGCACCACUUCAGUGCUGAGGACGCUGGGACGCAGCCGAGGCCACUCGGGGGCUCUGCUCUCUGCUGAAGACGGGGUCUGUCCACAAAGUUCUCACGGGACCCCCAUUUUCUGGGGGCUGCAAAACCUGUCAGCUUCCUGGGGCUGGAGUGACAAGCACAGCGGGUAGGGCGUUUGCCUUGCACGCGGCCAACCCGGGUUCAAGGAAUUCCCAGCAUGCCAUAUGGUCCCCCAGCACCGCUGGGAGUAAUUCCCGAGUGCCUGAGCCAGGAGUGACCCAAAAAGAAAAAAAGAAAAAAAAAACAAAACAACUUAGAUUCCUUCCUGCAUCUCAUCAUCUCAUUUUCCAGGCCCAGGUCUCAGAGUAGCAAUUCGGUGUUUGGCCGAGAGCACAUGGGCAGGGCCGUGAGUGGGGGGAGGCCUUGCUGCAGCCCCCCAAGGGCUGUCCUGGGCCUGGUGGUCCCCUACCCCCUGCCCUGCCCACAGCCUUUCUCUUCUUUGACUCAGUAAAUUCAGAAAGAGAGGUGAGCAGUUGGGGCUCUCCAACCUGUUGAGGGAGUGGGGGCUUCUUGAGGGCCCCCCAGGGCCCGGCUCUGACAAAGCAGCUGCAAUUAAUGCCGUUCCCUGCGCUGCAGACAGGAUUUAUGCAUCUAAUAAAGUCUCUGACUCCGGGCUGAGGGGCUGGGGCUGGAGACUGCGCGCAGGAACCCCCCGGGGCACCCUGGGAGGGCUCUCAGGUGGCUCUUAAUGGAGUCGUGCAUCUCCGGUGCCUGCUCCAGACGCCCCCUCAGGCGGCCGUGCGGGCGGGGCCCGGGGACCACAGGUAUAAGAGGCGCGUGGCUGGGGGGAGGCAGGCGACAGGCAGCAUGGAUUCCAGGCGGGCGGCCGCACUGCUGCUGCUGCUGCUGACGGGCUGGGGCCCCGCCGGAGGCACUGAAGGCGCCCAGGAAGCCGGGAGCUGGGACGGAGACCAGAGCUUCCCCGAGGAAGACAGUGGCCCCCACCCGCUGCAGGAUGCCGAGACCCUGGGGCCCCUCUUGCAUUUCCUGCUCCAGGCCUUGAAGAGACCCAGCCGGACUCCAGCCUUCCUGUUUCAGCCCCAGAGGUUUGGCAGAACCUCCCGAGGCCCCUGGAGCCAGGAGCGGCUGAGCGUCCGAACGGGGGAGGGGCACAGCUCCCCGUUCUGGAGCCUGGUCGCCCCUCAGCGCUUCGGGAAGAAGUGACGUGUCAGCCGUCCACCUGUCCGCAUGCCAGGCUGCCGGCCCCGUGUCCCCUGCCCCGUCCG
Molecule: messenger RNA, 3910 nt
Organism: Sorex araneus (European shrew)
Lineage: Eukaryota; Metazoa; Chordata; Mammalia; Eulipotyphla; Soricidae
Gene: NPFF
Product: neuropeptide FF-amide peptide precursor
Exons: 3
Coding region: 3492-3848 (118 amino acids)
Biological process (GO): excitatory postsynaptic potential
Cellular component (GO): axon terminus; perikaryon; dendrite
Molecular function (GO): neuropeptide hormone activity; G protein-coupled receptor binding
Source: RefSeq, a predicted model, not a curated record